Aspergillus sclerotioniger CBS 115572 is the source of this 1833-nucleotide messenger RNA. Its product is annotated as DUF3237 domain-containing protein. The record is from RefSeq and is a predicted model, not a curated record. The coding region runs from base 185 to 1393 and encodes 402 amino acids. The transcript is spliced from 5 exons. NCBI's taxonomy places the organism in Eukaryota, Fungi, Ascomycota, Eurotiomycetes, Eurotiales, Aspergillaceae.
CAAACACUCUUCCUUUUCACUCUCGCUCCCCCGAGUCGUCUUCGCUGCUUCGUCCUCGUCCUCAUCCUGCUCCUCGACCUCGACCCCAUCCCCAUCCCCGGCGGCGCCCUCAUCAUCCCUUUUCUAGCCGGUUCCCCCGUUCAAUCCACCCACCAUCGAUUUAUUCAGCCCCUUCGUCGUGAACAUGGGUCGGACCGUCGACCAGGAAGUUCACGCGGCGUUCGUCGAGUUCCGCGCCAAGGAAGACGAUAAGUGUCUUUCCGUCCAGUGUAUCUACUGCCAGCAGAUUCGCGCAAAGAACACCUCGCGCCAGAAGCAGCACCUGCUCGAGUGCCCCGGUCUCCGCGGCCACACCAACCCCCAGGCCCAGGCCCAGUCCACCCAGUCCGCCCCGAAUGGCAUCACCGCUGCUAAUGGCUAUACUCCCACCCCCAAUGGCGCCGCGCCCACCGCCCCGGGCCCUGGCCCUGGUCCCGGUGCUCUCGCGACUCCCAACGGACCCAUGAUGUCCAACGGCGUCAACCCACAUGCUACCCCGAUGCAGACGCCGCUGCAGAACAUGCAGGGUCGCGCCUCUCUCCCGACUUCAGGCCCUGCCGGAACCGCUUCUACGGCCUCGGCCGCCCAGCAGGCCCCUCGUGCCACUCCCAAGUCCAAGCCCAAGAGCUCGAGCUCCAACCUGCCCGCCCCGCCUCUUGACGACGUCCAUGCCGCUUUCGUUGAGUUCCGUGCCAAGGAGGAAGAUAAGUGUCUGUCCGUCCAAUGCAUCUACUGCCAACAGGUCCGCGCAAAGAAUACCAGUCGCCAACGUCAACACUUGCUGGAAUGCCCUACCUAUCUCAGUGUCAUGAAAGAUUCCAUACCAGCCAACAAUCUCCUCCAUACCUUCCCCGAAGGUGAUGUGGCCCGUUCCCUGCAAAUCCCCGCCCCCACCCUGGAGCUGGACUUCCGCAUGAGUAUCAAAAUGAACCCGAAGGUGUCCGUGGGUGAGAGUAUCUGGGGUCAGCGUGACUGGGUAACAUUUGUUGGUGGUCAAUGGGCCGGUCGGUGGGGAAAAGGCAUUGUUUUGCCUGGAGGACAGGACUCGCAGGUUGUGACCAAGGAAUCAUCGACAAGUCUCCGCGCCAGCUACAUGCUUCAGACCGCCGACGAUCCUCCCGCGUAUAUUGUCGUCAAAACCAACGGUUGGUUGACCGGUGCCAAGGAUAUCCUGGACAAGGUCAACGACCCCGGCAUGGCCGACGGAAUCAAUCCCAACACAUACAAAUAUCGCAUCAACCUGUACAUGGAAACCGGCGACGAGCGUUACGCGUUUUUGAACACCCUGAUGUGGAUCGGCAGUGGCUGCCGCAGGGGCCAUGAAGUCAUAUUUGAUGCAUUCCGCGUCAACUAAUCUGCCAUCAUAUUGCACCUGUUUUGUCCGUUAUUGAGCGAGUAGCAAUUGUUUCAUGGGGAAAAUCGCGUCUUGGUUGUUUUCUAUCCACCUUUGAUUGAGUUCCUCUCUUCUGAAGUGUGGCUUGUGUAUCUAUCUCCUUAUCUGCGUGGGUUAUACCUCUAGGGAUACCUACCUCGUCAUCACUCCGUCACAGUCACGAGUCCACUUGAUGCGUUCGUUCGAGCACAUUCGAAUGUUCUAUUAUGACUUGCUUGGUUUCCUUCUAUCAGACUCCACUUGUAAGGUACCUGUUCUUUUCCUACUUCUCUUUUUUUUUUCCCUCUCCCAUUUCCUAGGAGCAGAGCAAGAUUGUCAUGAGUCUCAACUCGAUUUGUUUCUUUUCUUUUCUUUCCCCGUCGCCUAGUCGACCCUAAUACGUCAAGCAUUGAGGACACAUU